UUUGCCUGAAAACAGUAAAUGUGAAAGUGCUUGGGGACUGGGUGGGACUGUUCGUAACUAGUUAGAAAAGAGCCAGUCGAUCUUUAUUGGAAUAUAUAUAAUAACUGAAUUUUAUAGCUUAUCUGUGUACUUCUUGAACAAAUGGAGCGCUGGAAAGGCAGAGUAGCCCUGGUGACCGGGGCUUCGGUCGGAAUCGGAGCGGCUGUAGCCCGGGAGCUCGUGCAACACGGCAUGAAGGUGGUUGGCUGUGCCAGGAGCGUGGAAAAAAUUGAGAAACUGGCAGCGGAGUGUCAGAGUGCAGGAUUCCCAGGCACCCUGUUCCCCUACAAAUGUGAUCUCUCCAUUGAAGAGGAGAUCUUGUCCAUGUUCUCUGCUAUCAAGACUCUUCACCAGGGUGUAGACGUGUGCAUCAACAAUGCUGGCUUGGCCUGUGCAGAGUCGUUGUUGAGUGGCAAGACUGAAGGUUGGAGGACAAUGAUUGAUAUAAACAUCCUUGCCUUGUCGAUAUGCACACGUGAGGCCUACCAGUCAAUGAAGGAGAGGAACAUAGACGAUGGCCACAUUAUCAACAUUAACAGCAUGUGUGGACACAGGGUAGUGCCAAAUGCCGACGUGCACUUCUACACAGCUACCAAGUAUGCAGUGACUGCGCUGACUGAGGCCCUUAGGCAGGAGCUGCGCGAGGCCAAGACUCACAUCAGGGCCACGUGUAUCUCACCUGGCUUGGUGGAGACUGAGUUUGCUUUUAGGCUUUAUGACAGGACCCCAGAGAAGGCAGCUGCUGCAUACGAGAGUAUAAAGUGUUUAAAGGUGCAAGAUAUAGCCAGCGCAGUCACAUAUGUCCUCAGUGCCCCCCCUCAUGUGCAGGUUGGAGAUAUUCAAAUGAGACCCGUAGAGCAAGUGUCCUAGUAGGUGAUCAACUGUCAAAAGCUGCAUCAGUCAAGUCUGCAUCGUCUGUGGCUGUUUAAUAUCCUGCUGGCACUUCUAGAGAUAAUUUGGUUUUGGAAUGCUUGGGGGUGAGGAAUUGCUGUAACAUAAGAAGUACAUAUGAUCUAUGAAAGAAUGAAUUUUAACAAGUCAUUCAGAGUGCAGUGGGAAUGUGUGCACGGAUGAAUGUGUUUCUUCAGACUUUUCAUGAAUAAUAUCAGCAAAGCUUCCUUGUCCGUACGGUCACUUCUUGGCCACACAAUGUACAAUCAGUCGCAUGGUGGUGGGAUUUCUACAAAAAUCUUUUUAACCCGAUAUGUGUAAAUGUCCCAGCUUUUACCAUGUUGUUCCAAUGAAACUUGAAUUUUUAUGCGGUAACCUUGUUACACUUGAUCACAUUUAGGGGGAAGAAAAUCACCAGUUAAUCACUAAAAUUACUGCUCCUGUUACGUAAUUCAACACUGAUACCUGUUCCCAAUAGAUACAGUUUGUUUUCUUUGUUUAAAUGGUUUCCAUUUUUUCUGCAUAUGUCAUUUUGUGCAGUUUGGUAUAUAAAUGCAAAAAUGAUUUACAGUUUAGGGGCAAAAUGAGGUUGGUUUUUUUAAAUGUGAUUUAAAUAGGACGUUUCUCAUAAAGCUAAACAUUUGACAACAUGGCCUGGGAGCUCUGAUGAAAAUAGAAAAGAGUGAAAAUGGAAAUUGAACAAUCAUCAGUUGCAAUAUUUUCCCACCUCUUACAAUCUGUCAAUUUAAUGCUGAAUUCAAGCUCAAUUGAAAUAUGAAAAGGGGUUAUUUUCACUACUUGCCUUUUCUUCAUUUCUCAACUUAUUUUUUGGAUUAUAAAUUUACUUAGACUUUCAUUCUAUAUUGUUUGAAAUUGUGUAAAAUUUCUGCACAUCAAUUAAUUUUUUUCCUUUUGGAAUUACAGUGAUCCUUGAAUAUAUAUGGUAUAAUUAGGAAUAUGCUUUUCAUGGAGCCUGCAUUUACAUUUCAACCAUAGAUUAAAUGACAAUGUGUGAUCAUAAACACACAACUCUUUUUGAUAUUGUGGGAGAAAAUGGAGGACUCCAAAGACACUGGAAACCUGGAGAAAGUGCAGAGCUGGAGCUGCAUCUGAAUUAUUUUCUACUAAUUUAACUGAUUUAACCUUUGUCAGGGCAACAGCUGCCCCACUGGCUUAUGUUUUAUCUAAAUCUAAUGUAGGUUACCCUCAUUUUGGAAACUAUAUUAAUUUGCAAUGAAGUUCAUUAAAGUACAGAUUUUAACAA
This is a messenger RNA of Brienomyrus brachyistius, 2194 nucleotides long. Its product is annotated as dehydrogenase/reductase SDR family member 11. The record is from RefSeq and is a predicted model, not a curated record. Bases 142 to 909 code for a protein of 255 amino acids. Lineage: Eukaryota; Metazoa; Chordata; Actinopteri; Osteoglossiformes; Mormyridae. The transcript is spliced from 7 exons.